AUAAAGCUUGCUCGUUACAUCUUUAUUUUGCAGUUUAACCAAACUCGCGUAACGUAACAACUUCAUCAAUCACACGUCAAAGCUUGUACCGUUUGCGAAGAUCAUUGUAUACAUCUGACAGUCAAGAUAUUCUGUAACACUUAAAUAGCGGCAAACGUAGGUAUAAAGAAGUUGGUCACGAAACUCUAAUUUUAAAGACUCUCGUUCGUCAAGUUGAUCGACAUGAUCAAGUUAUACAUGUGCCUUCUGUUGCAAAUAUGCGUGAUAACAGCAGCAAUGAAUAAGACUUUCCUAGACACAUCAGACAAUUUGACGUUAUUUCGUCUGAUACGUACUUGGAUAUUGAAUAAUUUUGAAAAAGGACAGAGACUAGAUGCAAAAAAGGCGGGAAUAGUUCAAAAAGAAUUUCCAACAAAUGUUCCAUUUCCUUGCAACGUGACAGGAGGCAGAUCUCCCACCGUGCCUGAUUCGGUAAAUCGAUUGAGACCAGGUGAUAUUGAUGUUAUUGCCGCGAUGGGCGAUUCUAUAACAACAGGGGCUGGAUUACUUGCAACUAAUACGAUGCAGUUAUCUAUCGAAAACAGGGGUAUGAUGGCGACUAUCGGUGGCGAAGAAACAUGGCGAAAAGUUUUGACGCUCCCUAAUAUCUUCAAAGAAUUUAAUCAUAAUUUAGUAGGGUAUGCGCUUGGAAAUUCUUUGACUUCUCAUCCAGCUUCGCAAUUGAACGUGGGUGAAGGUGGCGCGCUCUCUAUGGACAUGCCUUAUAUGGCUAAAUUUCUAAUUAAUAGAAUGAAGAAGGAUCCGAGGAUAGAUAUAAAUAAUCAUUGGAAGUUUAUAUCAAUAUUGAUCGGGCCUAAUGAUUUUUGCGCAAUGUGUAACAAUCCUUCUCCGUCUAGCAUUUUGAAAAAUCAUAAAAAAGAUUUGAUUAAUACUCUUCGAAUAUUAAGAGAUAAUUUACCAAGGAGUUUCGUCGCUGUUAUAAUAUCACCUCACAUAAAAGAAAUAGUCAAAGCACGUAGAGGAAGAUUCUCGUGGAGAUGCUAUUUGAUAAGUACUAUAGAAUGUCCAUGUUUGCUAGCUAUACAAUACAAAGAACGAAGACAGGAAUAUUAUGAAAUAAUAGACAAAUGGCAAGAAUUGGAGGAAGAGAUCGUUAAUUAUCCAGAAUUUCAUACAAAUACCUUUACCGUAACAAAUCUUUCAAGUAUAAAAAAUAUAAAAGUUCCGCUCGCUGAAGAUGGAUUCGCCGAUUUGUCGUACUUUUCCAUCGAUUGUUUCCAUUUGAGUCAAAAAUGUCACGCGAUAAUGGCAAAUUAUAUAUGGAAUAAUCUGUUGGAACCAAUUGGUAACAAGACCGACCAAAUUUUUCCAAAAUUUUUUGAAAAAUUCUUAUGUCCUACCUCGGAGAGGCCAUACCUGAUGACACGUGAAAACUCACGGAAUAUAAUUUGACAUUAAUUAAAAUUUGAAUCGCGUUUAUAAUCCAUCCAAUUAAAAUACUAAAAAUAUUGAAAUUUAGUACAAUGAUUGAAUAUUUAUUUUUUGAAUGUUUACAAUGUUAUUUUGAUCAUUGAACCAAUCAUUUUUGUAUCAGUACAAAAUAUUUAUUUAUAUUUCAAUAAAAUCAAAACUUUUUUUAUAUCA
Molecule: messenger RNA, 1644 nt
Organism: Apis mellifera (honey bee)
Lineage: Eukaryota; Metazoa; Arthropoda; Insecta; Hymenoptera; Apidae
Product: phospholipase B1, membrane-associated-like
Exons: 8
Coding region: 223-1452 (409 amino acids)
Biological process (GO): phospholipid metabolic process
Molecular function (GO): glycerophospholipase activity
Source: RefSeq, a predicted model, not a curated record